This is a messenger RNA of Portunus trituberculatus (swimming crab), 1880 nucleotides long. RefSeq lists its product as uncharacterized. The transcript is spliced from 4 exons. Lineage: Eukaryota; Metazoa; Arthropoda; Malacostraca; Decapoda; Portunidae. Bases 67 to 645 code for a protein of 192 amino acids. The record is from RefSeq and is a predicted model, not a curated record.
AUAAAGUGCACCAGCAGACCACAGGAAAGCCACGCAGCAGUUCACCCUCAGCAGCUGAGUAGUAAGAUGCUCUGCCGAGUUACUGAAGGACUUCCCUCGUCACCACCGAGGGUAACAGUGGCGGUGGUGGUGAUGAUGGUAAUCCAAGCUGACCCCGCCACGACGACUUUCCUGCAGAGACUGACAGAGGAAGAGCUUGUGUUGUCUGUGAUAGUAAACCAGAUGGCCAUACUGCGGAUUAUGAACGAGUCUUCCUCCCUCUGUGCCCGCGAAGUUGACGCGCACCUGGAACAAGGAAUGAGCGAGCUGCGAGCCAUGAAUGAACAGAUGCUGGAGACCAAGAUGCAGGCAAUGAAUGACCAGGUGAUGAGUAAACUGCAUGGCCUUGAGGAGACGGUAAACACCACUGUGGAGGCCAUGGAUGUGCAGAUCAGUAUGAUUGAGAAUGUGACAACGAACAUUAAGGAGGUAGAACAAACGACAGCGGUGGUCCACAACAUUCCAAGAAUGUCACUAUGCGUUGGACACAAAGAGCUGCACGAGACUGAAGGAUUACUAAACUCGAACUGGAGCGUCCUACAGCUCACAGAUGUUCCUGGUGGUGACGCUGCCGGAGGGAACCCAUCCUGUAUUCGAAUGGAUUGACUUUGAUAUGUUUUGUUCCUCAUGCAAAUGUGGUUCUGUCACUCUUAAGCAAGAUAUUCCAUCGUCGGAAGAUAUUCUUUUGUAUUCGCCAGUACACGACCGUCGGCAGGGGAGAUAUGUGCAGGUUGCUGGGCCAUUCUGUGGCCGCUCUCCGCCUACACCACUUGUGAGCGAGAUGGGAGUCUCCAGCAACAAGUUUCAAGUCUCAUUCAGUAGCAAACGCUCUUCGCGUUACCGAGGAAGAAGGGGAUUCACACUCUCCUACAAAGCUGUGCCCGAUGCUUGACUUUUCAUAUGGAUCUUUCUCCAACACCGCUCUCUCAGUGCCGGUAAUCAGUGGACGAUGAGGCACUGCUCGCCAUCCACCACAUGCCGAGGCACCCGCACCACCACCGCCACCGCCACCGCCACCGCCGCCACCACCACCUACCAGAUCCUGCCAGCAGCUAUCAAACCACAAACCAACAAUACUCAUUAAAGAAAAGAAAAUAUUCAUGUGAAUCUCGGAGAUCUCUCUAUGUUAACUUCCUGUUUUUUUCACCUCUGAAAAAGACCGCUAUCCACAACUGUACCUCGUCCAUCCCCGUCAGUCCCCAAAGCCUCCGCCGCCCCUCUCACUCCAUCACCCUGGCCACGUUAAGACAUUUUCUCGGUGUGAUGUUUUUCUAAUCUAGCUACGUAUGAUGAAACAACGAGUCUGAAUAGCGGGAAUAUGUUCACGUCUGUGUUAUUCACGAUUACUUUUAGUUACUUCAAGCAAUGCUAAACAAGAUAAAAAGUAGCGCCUUAAAACUCCAUCAAAUUACAUUUGAAAACCAAAUAGAAAGAAAUUAGUAGAUUGAGUGAAGUAGACUUUUAAGUCAGAGUCAACAGGAAGGUUUUAAAGAAACAUUUGCAAAUAGGGACGAUGGAUGGACAUACACAGUAGGUAGGUACAUUUCCUACCAAAACUGACACUUGAAGACCUAAUGGCCUCUUUGUAUUCCAUCUGUGCCAGUCUUAACAAGGGCAGCUCCACCCACUGACACCACCUCUGAAUAUUCAAGAUCCUCACGCUGUCAAUGAAGCGAGUCACUGUCUGAGCCUCCACCACAACCCCCGAUACCGGUACACCGGCUCUUGGCAACAGUGCUUCCUCCACCUCUUGCUUCUCAACACUUGCUUCUUCUAUUCUCGUACAAUCCGUUGUAAAGCAAUGCUCCCGACCAACAACAACAAUUGAUUCCAAUACUUUC